Dufourea novaeangliae is the source of this 1729-nucleotide messenger RNA. Its product is annotated as DNA mismatch repair protein Mlh3-like. Gene Ontology annotation, biological process: mismatch repair. The transcript is spliced from 9 exons. Lineage: Eukaryota; Metazoa; Arthropoda; Insecta; Hymenoptera; Halictidae. The coding region runs from base 1 to 1713 and encodes 570 amino acids. The record is from RefSeq and is a predicted model, not a curated record. Gene Ontology annotation, molecular function: ATP binding; ATP-dependent DNA damage sensor activity; ATP hydrolysis activity. Gene Ontology annotation, cellular component: mismatch repair complex.
AUGGACACGUCUAUAGUUGCAACAUCGAACGUGACCAAUCUUGCGGAAUGUGUAUUGGAACUAGUAUUGAAUUCAUUAAAGGCAAAUGCUACAUCGAUUGCAAUACGAUUUCACACGGAAAUACGAAAAAUUCAAGUAGUAGAUAAUGGCAUAGGGAUCUCAAGGGAGAAAUUGAACGCUAUUGCAGAGUAUAACGCACAAAACGAACCUCGGAAUGUGCAAGACAUUUGUAACUCCAACAAACAGACACUUGCAAAUAUUCGUAGAUUUUCUGAUGCUUUGAUAAUUACUUCUAGACGUCACAAGUCGUCUAAAACAUACAUGAAGGUUUUUAAAGUGUGCUGUGCACCUAAAAUUAUUAGAGUUCAAAGAAGACCAUCCAUUGGAACUACAGUAAGCAUCUAUGGAUUUCAUGAAUUAUCAUUUGACAAAUGGAAUAUACUCUCAAUGUAUUUAUUAGUUGGAAACAUUGCCAUAGUUAAUCUACAGGUAUCAUUUUCUAUCAGAGAUGAUCAAGGAAAGAAAGUUAUUAUGAUAAUCUCUAAGCCCCAUAAGCCAAUAGAAAUCUUUAAGUCAUUAUAUCGUAGAGAAGUAUCAUUUAAUAAUGUGUGGUACAUUGAAAAUGUGAAUGAAGAUAGCACUAAAUUCUGUGCAUUCAUUGGAUUAGCUAAUACAAAGCUAAAUGCUAGACAGUAUAUUUUUUUGAACAAUAGACCUGUUCAUUGUCCUUUGAUUCUCCAAGUGAUUUCAACUGCCUUUAUCACUAUAUUAAGAUCCUCUGUACAGAAAACUAAUAACUUUGAUAGUACCACGCUGUUUCAUAAACAUUAUGAUUUCUUGCCAAAAAAAUUGCAUAAACUUUUAUGCGGCAACACCAAGUUGACGAAGACGGAUGUUUUAAUCAAAUCUGGUGGAAGCGUGACUUCAAGUAGAUUGAAGUCUGGAUUGCAGAUUCCAGAUACUUUGCUGCACCACGAAAUGGUUGUACGACCGUGCAAAGCUGUGCAACGAUUGCGUGAAUUUAGAUUAAAGAAGGAGCUUCUAGAAUUUGUAGAAAUAUUGGGUCAGGUAAGGAACGAAUUUAUAGUAGGAUUAGCAAUUCAAAAUGAUUGGAAGGUGUUACUCUUGAUGGACCAACAUGCUAUUCAUGAGAGGAUACGAUAUGAAAAUUUACUUCAUAAGUACAAGUCGCAAACUAGAAACCAAUUGCUUUCUACCAAACUGAGAGAUCCUAUUGUCAUACAGUUACCUGUAGAUAAAUGCAAUUUACUUAUAUCAAAUAAGAUUCAAUUAAAAAGGUUUGGAAUAAGUUUCAUUGCCAUAAACGAUAGCACGAUGGCAGUGCAUACAGUGCCAGAAUGUUUAAAAAAAGAUAGAUAUUAUGAUGAGGUCAAGUUAAAAUUUAAUCUACAAAGUCUUUUAAAUGAAAUAUUGCAAUACUUCACAAAGGACAAACAUCAUGGACUCAAUGAUCUGCCACACACCAUUCACAAUGCAAUUGCAAUGGAAGCUUGUCACGGAGCUAUAAAGUUUGGAGAUCCACUAACGCUGCAGCAAUGCAAGUGGCUCUUGAAGUUAUUAAAGAAGACAAAAAUUCCCACACGGUGUGCUCAUGGCCGGCCAUCUGUAGUGCCUAUACUGGAGCUCUCAGAAUUAGAUAAAUGGAACAAGAAAUCUUGUCAGGUAUGUAAGCACAGUACAUAUUACGUUUAGGUAACAGGUAUCUAAA